This is a messenger RNA of Morone saxatilis (striped sea-bass), 1333 nucleotides long. RefSeq names its product nuclear autoantigenic sperm protein (histone-binding) (gene nasp). Gene Ontology annotation, cellular component: nucleoplasm. The record is from RefSeq and is a predicted model, not a curated record. NCBI's taxonomy places the organism in Eukaryota, Metazoa, Chordata, Actinopteri, Moronidae. Gene Ontology annotation, molecular function: histone binding. Gene Ontology annotation, biological process: CENP-A containing chromatin assembly; DNA replication-dependent chromatin assembly.
GGCUGCAAAGUACGGUGACACCGCAGAUGAGUGUGGCGAGGCCUUCUUCCUAUGUGGGAAGUCCCUGCUAGAGCUUGCCAGGAUGGAGAACAGCGUCCUUGGUAAUGCUUUGGAGGGAGUCCCAGAGGAAUCUGAGGAAGAGGAGCAGCCUAAUAACUCCAACAUUGAGAGUGCCAACAAUCUUAAUGACGAAACUAGAGAUGAGCUACGAAAGCAGGUGUAUGACGCAAUGGCGGAGAAGGAUAAGACUGAGGCAGGCGAGCUGGAGUCUGAGGAUGGACAGGGCGACGCUGAGGUGAAAGAGGAAAAUGGUGUGGCAAAGUCUCCGGUCAAACACGUGAAUGAAUCAGAGGAACCGUCAACUUCCCCUGUGAAUGGCAAAGAAAAGAGUUCAGUCCAGAAAUGUGAAGUGAAUGGAGCUGAGAAGAGCCCGGUUGCUCCUGUGAACGGUGUUGGGGAAGGUCCCACUGGGUCUUCUGGAAAGGAAACGGUGACAAAGAAGGUGGAGUCCGAGAAGCAGAAUGACGAGAAGACAGAGGCAAAACCAGAGGAGGGAAAAGAUGAAUCGAAGCCCGACGCUGAACCAGAGGGCAAUGAGGAUGAUGAUGAUGACGAUGACGACGACGAUGAGGAGGAGGAUGGAGAGACAAACGGACAGGAUAAGGAAGAGGAUGAAGUGGGGAAUCUGCAGUUGGCAUGGGAGAUGUUGGAGGUGGCUAAAGUCAUCUACAAAAGAAAGGAAAACCAAGACGACCAGCUGAUGGCGGCUCAGACAUAUCUGAAACUCGGAGAAGUCAGUGCUGAAUCGGGUAACUAUCCCCAGGCGCUAGAAGACUUCCAGGAGUGUCUUGCCCUGCAGCUGAAGCACCUGCCUCCCCACAGUCGUCUUCUGGCUGAAACCCACUAUCAUGUCGCCACUACACUGUGCUACAUGGAUCAGUACAGCCAGGCCAUCCAGCACUACAACAGCUCCAUAAAAGUCAUCGAGACCCGUCUGGAGGAAACCAGAAGAGGAGAGCCCAGUAAAGGACACUGAUGCUAAACAAGCGAAACAGGAAGCCGCAGUUAAUGGCAGCGGUGACUCUAGUGCCAGCAACGGCAAUGGAGUCCAGGAGGGAAAAUCACAGGAGCCCGCCGGCCAGUCAUCCUCUGUCGAGUCUUCAGCGUGACUGUCCUCGUCUCUUUCCUGAUCUACAAAACCAGCACAGCAUGCCUGUCCAGUCCCUGUCCACCUUUCAACACUUUUGUUUCUGUAAAUAAGACCCAUUUUCAUAGAUUUGUCUGUCAAGUUUUGUAUACUUGUAGUAAAAGAAUAAAACAUUUGCAGAUGUAA